This is a messenger RNA of Iphiclides podalirius (scarce swallowtail), 939 nucleotides long. The record is from the annotation of a GenBank genome assembly. Lineage: Eukaryota; Metazoa; Arthropoda; Insecta; Lepidoptera; Papilionidae.
AUGGGGUCUACAGGCCUGACUUUGGCAGAUUUGCCAAACAUUUUUAUAAUGAUAGGAGCCCUCGUAGCUUUGUUCGUGAUGCUAGUCAUACUUCUCAGGAACAUGGAAGUGAUCGGCAUAGUGGGCGAGGGGAGGGAGGAGGCGUGGGCGCGCUCCAUGCAGCCGCCGCGUCUGCUCAUGCAGCGGGUGCACAUUCCCUUCACCUUCAAGCUGAUGGAGAACCAGCCGCUCGCGUAUAGCGGGGUGCACUGCAGCGUGUCCUCCACAGUGCGGUACUGGCGCGCGAGCUGGUGGGGCGCGCCGGUGCGAGAGCUGCACCAGACCCUCUGGGGCACUCUGCCAGAGAUACUCGCUUCGGAACACUUCGAUUUCACCAUGUCCGGUGCGCACGAGGAGCGGCCGCUGCGGCUGGCUACGGAGAAGCCGCCACCGCUGGGCGCCCCGCCUCGAAGCCGCUACCCGCUGGUGGUGGUACUGGCCAGGGACCAGCGGGACACGGCGGACCUCAGGCCCGACGACACGGUGGCGCUGGUGAGCGUGGUGCACAUAAGGGACGAACAGUGCCCGCUGCCCAGCGGCAUCAUCGCGCAGUACCUCAAGCAGGCGAACGGCCACCUCUCCUGCCUCAAGCAACUGUACGUGUCCGGCGAGGCGGAGUCUGUGGGGGCGAUGGGGCCGGUGGGCGUGGGCGGCGUGGGUGGCGUGGGCGGCGUGGAGGCGCUGUGCUGCGUGUGCGCCGCGGCGCCGCUCUCGCGCGCGCUGCUGCCGUGCCGCCACGCGUGUCUCUGCGCCCGCUGCCUGCCCAAGCUGGACAAGUGCCCGAUGUGCCGCAGCGCCAUCAGCAGCUACUUUAGCAUCCGCAGCGAGGAGGAGCCCCGCGCCAACCUCAAGCCGCGCCUCGCGCUCAACCGCCGCCUCCUCGACCUCUUCCACUACCAC